AUGGGGUUACCUUCAACGUCAUUAGACAGUAGUAACUGGGGGGUAUUCACACUUGCAGCCAUAGCAGGAACGCAAAACUUGCUCAACAACCCACUCUUGCUUAUCCUAAUAUUUGCACUCCUUCUCUUCAUUGGGUUCUUGACAUGGGCUUUCCCAAGAGGAGGAGGAGGUGUAGCAUGGAGAAAUGGCAGGAACCAAAUGGGCAAGGUCCCUAUACCAGGUCCCAAUGGAGUUCCAAUCUUGGGCAUCUUAUUGAACUUGAACCAUGGCCUGCCUCACCGGACCCUUGCUUCCAUGGCUUCAACUCUAACCGCCACAAAACUCAUGGCUUUCAGUUUGGGGUCAACCCCUGUAGUUAUAACUUCAAACUCUCACAUAGCUCGUGAAAUCUUAUACUCACCCCAUUUUGCAGACCGUCCCAUUAAACAAUCCGCUAAGAGCCUCAUGUUCAACCGUGCCAUUGGCUUCGCACCAAACGGCACCUACUGGCGUUUGCUACGUAAGGUUGCUUCAACCCACCUUUUCUCCCCGCGGCGCAUCGUAGCGCACGAGGCCGGUCGCUUGCUAGACUGCGCCGCCAUGGUGCGCUCAAUGGGUCUUGAACAAUCCAAACAUGGGUUUGUUUGUUUAAGGAAACACCUCCAAGAUGCAGCUCUUAACAACGUUAUGGGCACGGUUUUCGGAAAAAGGUACGACCAAGUGUGCCAUGAUAGGUACGAGGUUGAAGAGCUGCGUGACAUGGUGAGGGAAGGGUUUGAGAUUUUGGGAGCUUUCAAUUGGUCUGAUUAUGUCCCUUGGAUCAGCUUCUUUUAUGACCCUUUUCGUCUUCGGGAACGGUGUGAGGCUCUUGCUCCUAGAGUUAAGAAAUUUGUGAAGCAGGUUUUGGACGAGCACCGAAUGGCUCCGUUCAAGAAGCUUUCUGAUGGCUCGGACUUUGUGGAUGUGCUGCUGUCUCUGGAGGGGAAUGAGAAGCUCCAAGAUGAUGACAUGAUUGCCGUUUUAUGGGAGAUGAUAUUUAGGGGCACAGACACAACAGCACUUCUUACUGAGUGGAUAAUAGCCGAGCUUGUUUUGAACCAAGACGUGCAGACAAGGCUUCGUAACGAGCUUGACAGGGUUGUGGGGGACAAAAAGAAUGUUACAGAUGAUGAUGUGAUCAAAUUGCCAUACCUUGAAGCUAUUGUGAAGGAGACAUUGAGAUUACAUCCAAUUGGGCCCCUCCUUUCGUGGGCCCGCUUGUCCACGUCAGAUGUCCAGCUCAGCAAUGGGAUGGUGGUCCCAGCCAACACCACAACAAUGGUGAAUAUGUGGGCCAUAACCCACGACCCCAAUGUGUGGCAGGAGCCAUUGGUAUUCAAGCCAGAGAGGUUUGUGAAGAGUGAAGGAGGGGUUGACUUGGAUGUGAGGGGCGUUGACCUAAGGCUUGCUCCAUUUGGUGCUGGACGUAGGGUUUGCCCUGGAAGGAACCUAGGCCUCGUGACCGUGAGCCUUUGGGUGGCUAAUUUAGUUCAUCAGUUUCAAUGGUUCCAAGACAUGGCUAACCCUGUUGACCUCACCGAGGUGCUCAAGCUGUCUUGUGAGAUGAAGAACCCCCUCAAAGCAGUGGCUAUUCCUAGGGUUGCUUAA
Messenger RNA from Abrus precatorius (Indian licorice), 1626 nucleotides. Its product is annotated as cytochrome P450 78A7. The transcript has 2 exons. The coding region runs from base 1 to 1626 and encodes 541 amino acids. Lineage: Eukaryota; Viridiplantae; Streptophyta; Magnoliopsida; Fabales; Fabaceae. Gene Ontology annotation, molecular function: oxidoreductase activity, acting on paired donors, with incorporation or reduction of molecular oxygen; heme binding; monooxygenase activity. The record is from RefSeq and is a predicted model, not a curated record.